Dictyostelium discoideum AX4 is the source of this 1290-nucleotide messenger RNA. RefSeq lists its product as hypothetical. The record is from RefSeq and is a predicted model, not a curated record. Gene Ontology annotation, biological process: ribosomal large subunit assembly. Bases 1 to 1290 code for a protein of 429 amino acids. NCBI's taxonomy places the organism in Eukaryota, Evosea, Eumycetozoa, Dictyosteliales, Dictyosteliaceae. The transcript is spliced from 2 exons. Gene Ontology annotation, cellular component: nucleoplasm; nucleolus.
AUGGUACAUAAAAAAAAUCAAAAACAAAGAGCAAGAGUUGAACAAACUACAAUUGCAAUGGAAGUUAUGGAAAAAGAAGUUCAACAUAGAAUUAAAUAUGGUGCACCAGUUAGUGAAAAAAAAGAUAAUCAAUUAUUUUUCGUUGAUAAAAAAGGUGGUUCUACAACAAGUUCAUCAAAUAAGAGUGUAGAAUAUUUAACAAAAUCAGAAAAGAUAUUACAAGCAAAUCCAAAUAUUGAUUCAAUGUCAACAGGUACAAAACAUGAAAAAGUUGAAAAGAAAUUAUUAGCACCUGUUGAAAUGAAAUUUCAAAAACACUUAACAAAUUUAAAAAAACAAAAAUCUUUAUUACCUGCAAAAACAACAUUAAGAAAACAAAAAUCAAAAUUAAAAAAUCAAUCAAUUGAUCUUUGGGGUAGCACUAGCACUACUAACAAUAAUAGUAAUGAAAAUAAUAAUGAAAAUAUAGAAAAGAAAAUUAAAAUAAAUAAAAACUUUAAAAAGAUAACAACAAUUAUUGAUAAAAAUAAUGAUUUCGUUACAAAUAAUCUUUUAGAGAAUAGAGUUAUUAAACAUACUAAAAUGGUAAAUCAUCCAUCAGUUAUUAAAAAAGUUGAUAGUCUUGAAAUCGCUGAACCUGGUAUGUCUUAUAAUCCAUCCUAUCAAGAUCAUCAAGAUACAUUGGGUGUUGCAUUAGCAAAAGAAAUUAUCGCUUUAGAAUAUGUUGAAAAUGUUGAUAAAGUUUUAAAUCCAGAAUAUAUUGAAUAUGAAAAAGAUGAUACUAUUGAAGAUGAUGAUAAUAAUACUGAUAAUAUUGAUAAUAAUAAUGUUGGAAAACCAGGUGAAAGAAUUACAAAAUUAGAGAAAAAUAAAAGAAUUAGAAGAGCUGAAGAAAUGAAAAGACAGAAAUUAGCAUUACAAAAGAAAGAAUUCAAUAAACAAGUUGAUGAAGUUCUUGAUACUUUACAAGAGGUUGUUGAAGCUGAACAAGUUGCAAAAGAAUUAAAUAAAAAACGUGUUGAAAAGAAAUCUUUAAAUAAUAUGCCAAGACGUUUAGGAAAAUAUAAAUUAUCUGAUUCUUCUGAACCAAUUUUAUUAACUCAUGAAUUACCAAAAUCAUUAUCAACUUUAAGAAAUAAUAAUUAUAAUCCACUUAAAGAUAGAUAUCAAAGUUUACAAAAGAGACAUAUUAUUGAAGCAUCUGGUCCUCAACAAAAACCAAAGAAAGCUACCAAAAAAGUUUAUACUUCAAAUUCUUGGAAUAAUACAACUGUUGCAAGUUUAGAUUAA